AUGGACUCACAGCAACUUGUCUCUGGAGGUCAACCGACUUCAAGUGAAGUGGACCGCAGCGCUCAACCCUACCGAGGCUCAUGUGACCCUUGUAGGACGAGGAAGGUUCGAUGCUCCGGCGAGCGUCCCGUUUGCUCCAGAUGCGCUUCCGCGAACAAGGACUGUUGUUAUUCAUCCCGUAUGCCACUAGGGAGACCCAGAUCCAAGCGCAAGCAACCGACUUGUCCCCAACGGCCUGUAACUCACCCAGUUUCACGUGAGAACUCCACGUCGCCUACCAAUCGCGUAGCUGCCUCACCUGAAUCGCAUGGAGAUAUCGCAACGGUCCAACCGGACCAAUUCACUUUUCUGACUCAGCUCCGAUCGGGACAGGAUGGUGGUCUGCCGUACUGUACACCUAUGACCGAAAGAAAUCGCAUUGACCACAUGCCUCCACACCAGUUAUACCCCGAGCCGGACAGGGAUUUGCUUGCGGCUACUGUUAGCCAGCCAUCAACAAAUACAUGCGCAUGUCUUUCUGAACAAUAUCUAUUGUUAGAACAGCUUCGCCUUAAAUCUCAGCUAAUCGUCCCAGAAGACCUGCACUUGCUGCGUGAAACCGUUCGAAAAGCAUUUAUGAUUCUGAAUUGCCAGCACUGCCCAUUACGCUAUUUUGCGAUCAUUCAAAAUUCCGUCAUUUUGGAGACAAAACGUCUCGACAGUAACGGCGAGCAUAAGCAAGUGCGAUUUUCUAACGUCGAUCAAGAUGGUUCAUACCAUGCCAAUCUGCUAGGCCACACUUCUUUAUUCUCGGUGAAUCUUGUGCCUACAGAAUGGAGAACCAUUAUGCGCAAGGUUCUGAAAGCAGAGAUAUUCGGCAGCGUCAAACGAGCUGGCAUCGGGACCCGCCUGCGCCUGAUUGUCCCCCUUCUUACCGGACGAGCUGCCAGCUUCCCGACAGGGUACCAACCUGUCUUCGAUUAG
Aspergillus tubingensis is the source of this 963-nucleotide messenger RNA. Its product is annotated as Zn(II)2Cys6 transcription factor domain-containing protein. Bases 1 to 963 code for a protein of 320 amino acids. Gene Ontology annotation, biological process: regulation of DNA-templated transcription. The record is from RefSeq and is a predicted model, not a curated record. The transcript has 5 exons. Gene Ontology annotation, molecular function: zinc ion binding; DNA-binding transcription factor activity, RNA polymerase II-specific. NCBI's taxonomy places the organism in Eukaryota, Fungi, Ascomycota, Eurotiomycetes, Eurotiales, Aspergillaceae.